Molecule: messenger RNA, 1521 nt
Organism: Gigantopelta aegis
Lineage: Eukaryota; Metazoa; Mollusca; Gastropoda; Neomphalida; Peltospiridae
Product: glycine-rich cell wall structural protein-like
Exons: 4
Coding region: 1-1521 (506 amino acids)
Source: RefSeq, a predicted model, not a curated record
AUGAAGUGUUGUCUAUCUCUGGUUGUCCUGGCUGUGGCUUGUAGCUCGGCCUUCGCUGGUGACUACUACUACGGGCGUCGUGGACUGAACUCCGGCUACGGCUACAACGGAUACUCAGGUUACGGUCCAAUUGGAACUGGUCUGAAAGGCGGUGUUGGAUUCGGACUCGGACUGGGACUCGGAAAUGGUCUAGGACAUGGAGUGGUCGGUGUUCGCGGAGCUGGACUUCACGGAGUCGGACUUCACGGAGCUGGACUUCACGGAGCUGGACUUCACGGAGCAGGACUUCAUGGAGUCGGACUUCACGGAGCUGGACUUCACGGAGCUGGACUUCACGGUGCCGGACUUCACGGAGCCGGAGUCUUCGGAGUCGGACUUCACGGCGCCGGAGUUUACGGCAACGGUUUGAUCGGGCCAACUCUUGGACACCGCGGUGUUGGAGUCGUCGGGGCUGGAGUCAUUGCUGGCCAUGGCGCCGGCGUCUACGGAGCCAAACCUUACGGCGCUGGAGUGUACGGCAACGGGAUCUACGGAGUCGGAGUUAGAGGAUUCGGAGUCCAUAAUGGCUACGGCGCAGGGAUCCGCGGACCCCUUUACGGUUUGGGAGCUCGCGGUCUAGGAGUUCGUGGUGCUGGUCUUUUGGGAGGAGUUCGUGGUGUUGGUCUAGGAGGUGUCUUCACGGAGUCGCUGCUGCACCCCAUGGUCUUGGAUUCGGAGUCCUCGGCGGAGGGAUUCACGGAGUACGAGGUCUUGGAUUCAGCGGUCUUGGCCUGGCAGGAGUUGGAGUCGCUGGGCUUCACGGUGUUGCCCCACACGGUCUGGGAGCCCAUGGAGCUGGUGUUUUUGGAAACGGGUUCGGUUUUGGCUUUCAACGGGCUUGGUCUGGCUGGAGCUGGUGUCCACGGGGUUGCUCAUCAUGGCGCAGGGCUGGGAGUCCAUGGUGUUGUCCCCCACGGUGUCGGACUAGGAGGAGUCUACGGAGCUGGUGUUCUGGGAGGAAGAGGAUUUGGAUUCGGAGCUAGGGGAUUCGGCUUCAACGGUCUCGGUUUGGCUGGAGUUGGACAUCUGGGUCACCGUGGAGUCGCCCCUCAUGCUGUUGGUCUACGCGUCCACGGAGCAGGUCUGCAUGGCGCUGGAUUUGGAUUCGGAUACAAUGGUGCCCCUCACGGUCUUGGAUUUGGAGGUUUUGGAGCAGGCAAGGGAUUCGGGUUUGGCGUCCGUGGACUAGGUCUUGGUCUCACUGGAGCCGGUGUCCAUGGCGUUGCUCAUGGAGUCCAUGGUGCUGGACUAGGAGUCCAUGGAGUCCAUGGUGCUGGACUCGGUGUCCAUGGAGUUGCCCCCCACGGUCUUGGAUUUGGAAUCCUUGGAGCUGGCAAAGGAUUCGGUUUUGGAGCUCGUGGCUUUGGAUUUAACGGCGUCGGCUUAGCUGGUGUUGGAGUUGGUCAUGCCGGUGUGCAUGGUGUUGGUGUUCAUGGUGCAGGGAUCCACGGGGCCGGAGUUCUGCAUAACGGUAUCUAUUAA